Molecule: messenger RNA, 1674 nt
Organism: Oxyura jamaicensis (ruddy duck)
Lineage: Eukaryota; Metazoa; Chordata; Aves; Anseriformes; Anatidae
Gene: POU3F3
Product: POU class 3 homeobox 3
Exons: 2
Coding region: 68-1045 (325 amino acids)
Biological process (GO): brain development; regulation of transcription by RNA polymerase II
Cellular component (GO): nucleus
Molecular function (GO): RNA polymerase II cis-regulatory region sequence-specific DNA binding; DNA-binding transcription factor activity, RNA polymerase II-specific
Source: RefSeq, a predicted model, not a curated record
CCCCCCGCCCCCGCACCGCCGCCGCCAGCAGGUGCCCGGCUCGCCGUGGUCCGGCAGCCCCGUGGGCAUGACGGGCAGCCCCCAGCAGCCGCCGCCGCCGCCCGACGUGAAGGGCGGCGGCGGGCGCGACGACCUGCACUCGGGCGCGGCGCUGCACCACCGGGCGCCCCACCUGGGCCCUCCGCACCAGGGGCACCCGGCGGCCUGGGGCGCGGCGGCGGCGGCCGCCCACCUGCCCUCCAUGGCCGGCGGGCAGCAGCAGCAGCAGUCGCUCCUCUACUCGCAGCCCGGGGGCUUCACGGUGAACGGCAUGCUGAGCCCCCCCCCCGGCGGGCAGAGCCUGGUGCACCCCGGGCUGGUGCGCGGCGAGACGCCGGAGCUGGGCGAGCACCCCGGGCACCACCACCACCACCACCACCAGCACCCCGGGCACCACCCGGCGCACCACGGCGGCGUCAACAGCCACGACCCGCACUCGGACGAGGACACGCCGACCUCCGACGACCUGGAGCAGUUCGCCAAGCAGUUCAAGCAGCGGCGGAUAAAGCUGGGCUUCACGCAGGCCGACGUGGGGCUGGCGCUGGGCACCCUCUACGGCAACGUCUUCUCGCAGACCACCAUCUGCCGCUUCGAGGCCCUGCAGCUCAGCUUCAAGAACAUGUGCAAGCUGAAGCCUUUGUUGAACAAGUGGCUGGAGGAAGCCGACUCCUCCACGGGCAGCCCCACCAGCAUCGACAAGAUCGCAGCGCAGGGCAGGAAGAGGAAGAAGCGGACCUCCAUCGAGGUGAGUGUCAAGGGGGCCUUGGAGAGCCACUUUCUGAAAUGCCCCAAGCCCUCCGCCCAGGAGAUUACGAACCUAGCGGACAGCCUGCAGCUGGAGAAGGAGGUGGUCAGGGUUUGGUUUUGCAAUCGGAGGCAGAAAGAGAAACGGAUGACCCCCCCGGGGAUCCAGCAGCAGACCCCCGACGAUGUCUACUCGCAGGUCGGCACCGUCAACUCCGACACGCCGCCCCCUCACCACGGACUGCAGACGAGCGUGCAGUGAGGGGCACCGACAGGGCCGGGGAGGGGGACUGGGGAGGGAGCUCGGGGCACCGCGGGCCGGGCCGGGCCGGGCACCGCCGCACCGGCCCCGGCCCCAGCACCGGCACCGGCCCCGGCAGCGGUACCGGCAGCGGCAGCGCCGCGCACACCCGCUCGCUCACACACACACACACACACACACACACUCACACCCGCACGCACGCACUCACACACACGUACACACACACACACACGGUCCAGGCUCGUUCAGACUGCUUGUGUUUAUAUAUAUAUGGAUAGAGGCGUGCAUCUAUAUAUAUAUACAUAUAUAUAUAAGAGCGAGACCAAGAGGGAGCGGUGGAGGAAGGAUCCGAGCGAGAGCGUUUAGACUGUGCUGGGUAAAACGGGGCGGAGAUGCGGUAAUGCACCAAAACUGCAGAUGUGUCGGGGGGUUGCUUGUGGGAACAGGGGUUGGCCGGGUGGGUUUUCGUUUGGUUUCUUUAGGGUUUUGCUUUUUUACUCCCCCAGUUACCCCUCUCUCGCAGCGAGGAACGCCACUGAUGUCUGCACCCCUUCUCUCCCUCCUCCCCCCCGCACUCUCCCCCCUAUCCCCAAAAGGGCUCUCUUCUCUGAAUCACAGAAACUUUUUUU